This is a messenger RNA of Cygnus olor (mute swan), 2516 nucleotides long. RefSeq names its product ring finger protein 128 (gene RNF128). The transcript is spliced from 7 exons. The record is from RefSeq and is a predicted model, not a curated record. Bases 16 to 1206 code for a protein of 396 amino acids. NCBI's taxonomy places the organism in Eukaryota, Metazoa, Chordata, Aves, Anseriformes, Anatidae.
UUAUAUGAAUAAGCAAUGAGGCAGGAGAAUAAGUUCGGUUCUUCCUGCCUCCUGGUGAUCAUUAGUAUUUUAUUCAAGCCUACAGAGACAGUUCCCGUGAAUGCCUUUGUAAGUUUGUUCUAUUUCAACAGCACCAGUAACAGGUCUGUGUCUGAGCAGUGUGAAUGUGGCCUGUACGGGUUAAGCUCCCCCCUGCUCAGCGCUCAGGGGUCUGUGGCCAUUCCUAGAGCUGCUAACCUUCAAGCCUGUGACUCAAACACUCAGUUCACCAUCACGGAACCGCCGUGGAUAGCACUGAUUGAAAGAGGCAAUUGCACUUUUGCUGAAAAAAUAAAGGUGGCUGCCAGAAGGGGUGCGACAGCAGCUGUGAUCUACAACGCACCGGGCAAAAGCAGUUACCCCAUUCCGAUGUCGCAUAUCGGUGCAGGAAGCAUUGUUGCAAUUAUGAUUGGCAACCUGAAAGGCAUGGAGAUCUUACGCCGGAUCGAGAGUGGCAUGAAAGUGACAAUGGUUAUUGAAGUGGGGAAAAAGCACGGUCCUUGGAUGAAUCACUACUCCAUCUUCUUUGUCUCAGUGUCAUUUUUCAUUGUCACAGCAGCAACCGUGGGUUACUUUAUUUUUUAUUCUGCUCGGAGAUUCAGGAUCACGAGGGCCCAGUCCAGGAAACAGCGACAACUGAAGGCUGAAGCUAAGAAGGCCAUUGGACAGUUACAGCUGCGCACCCUGAAGCAAGGAGACAAGGAAACUGGUCCUGAUGGAGAUAGCUGUGCUGUGUGCAUUGAGCCAUACAAGCCAAACGAAGUAGUGCGUAUCCUGACAUGCAACCAUCUCUUCCACAAGAACUGUAUUGACCCCUGGCUUCUAGAACACAGGACAUGCCCAAUGUGCAAGUGUGACAUACUCAAAGUUCUGGGUGUUGAGGUGGAUGUAGAAGAUGGGACAGAGUCUGUGCAAGCUACAGUAUCCAGUGGGACAUCAAAUGUCACUUCAAUUAACGAAGAGGAUAGUCGUAGUGAAACUGCAUCAUCUGGAUAUGCUUCUGUACAAGGAGUAGAUGAAUCUGUUCUGGAGGAACAUGCGCCAUCAGAAAAUGAUAACACGCAUCUUGUAAAUAAUGAAUCCCAACCUUCAGCUGUGAAUGUUCCACCCCUUGACAACCCAACUUUUGAGGGAGAUGAAACGCAAGUUCAUGAAGUCAAGUCCUAAGAAUAUGCCCAGCAACAUGGUGUAAGCCUUCUGCAAGGAGCUGCCUACUGCAAUCACGUAUAUACAGAACAUUGUAAGAAUCCAGUGGAUGACUGUAGCAGCGAUGUUGCCUUGGAAAUGCUGAGAUCAAAUAGAUUUAAAUCAUGAUUAUAUGGUUUGCAAUUCUUAAAACUGCAUCUCCCAUGUGGAAUUUAGUUUUAGCACUCUUCAGAUAAAGCUGUCUUAAAUAUAAAGAAAACGUCAGAUUGUAACACUAAAACAAAAGUUCCAUCUUCAGCAAAGCUUCUCUUCAGCAUUUGAGUUCCUUUUAUAAGGAGAACAUUCUUUAUGUAGUAGCUGUCUCUACUGGUAAUUGUUUUGACUUGUUUUUUUUGUUGUUUAUUGUUUUUAAUUCAAGUGGAUUCUCAUUGUAAACAAAUAGAUUUUGAUCUGGUCUAAUUCUUAUUUACCAGACACAGUUUUUCAGUUUAAAGCAACGCUGUAUUUAAUAUUUCAGUGCACUAAUUUGGUAGGAGAAAGUACAGAGUAACGUCUGUCAAACCGGAUUUUUCCCACAGUGUCUUUGGUUAUCUGGUGAAGAGAGUGACUCUUGACCUCUCCACUCCAAUCCACCUACCACAUAUUUCCUAAAGGGAAAAAGAGGGCUUCAGGCUAACAGGCCAAAUCUGACUUGCACAAUACUGUAAAGGGAACAAAUGCAGGAACUUUUCAAACCUGAUGAUAUUAGUCUGAAAGAUCCUAUAUGAUUUUUGGAGUUAUAACCAUCUCUAGCAGCAGCAAUAUGCAAGAGUCCUGACUUUGUGGAAGUCUGGGAUGGCUUCUGGAAGACUUGAACUAAAGAUGAAAAGGUAGAUCCUUUUCAAAGGAUCUGCUGUGUCUUGUUCAGGCAACACCUAGGAAAGAACCCAGUCUCUGAAAAAUGGUGGACUGUUGCUGUGCAGUGUCUUGCAUGUGUGCUAAAGCUGAUGUCCUGUAAAUGUAACAUGAUUGGAAAAGUUUUCUGCCAUCUGUGGGGAGUUGAAGGGGUCGGGGAGGAACACUGGAUACUUCAAUAUUAAGUUUAGGGCCUUGCCCAUCAAAGGUAACUGAGGACAUCUUACAGAUGCACUUUAUUUUUUUAUCUCUGUAACUAUGGUUUGUUUCUAAUGUUAGCAGAGCUUUGUCUUAAAGCCUGCAAUAAGGUACUAUUAAAUCUGCAGGGGAAAAGCAAUGCCUUUUCUUAUCUAUAGUAUAAUUAAAAAUGUUGUAAAUAUUUCAUGAUUUGUAUUGAAUUUGAAUAUGAAAAUGUAAAUAAAACUAUAUUCUGAUGA